Molecule: messenger RNA, 3078 nt
Organism: Closterium sp. NIES-67
Lineage: Eukaryota; Viridiplantae; Streptophyta; Zygnematophyceae; Desmidiales; Closteriaceae
Source: the annotation of a GenBank genome assembly
UCCACUUUUCCGUCUCACCUUUCCACAUCCCAUCAUCAUCUCACGCUAGGGUUUCACUUCUCUACCAUCAUCUCGCGUGCAUCCCCCAUCCUCCCUCAUGGCUUCCGCCAUCCCUCCUUCCACCACUCAGCAGCUUCCCCCAACCUCCACAGUCCAUGACGCUCCUCUAGCCCUACCACCCCCUCCUCCCCAGCAAAUGGUGAUUAAACAAUGCCCGCCUAAGAGCGGAAGAAAGCGUAGUUCUCAUGGCCGGAAUACGCAAGCUAGAGCGCAGUCCAGCGCCGUAGGACCACCAGCUCCGGAAGCUGUUCAGACCGCAGGAUUCGCCACGCCACGUGGCGUUCCUCGGAUAUCCGUAGACGAUCUUUUACUAGAAGACGGCCCUCCGUCGUCGUCGUUUACCAGGGCUGCUGAGACGUUGUUCCUUUCGUUUUCGCAGAACGGGGCGGUGAUUCUUGAGCCGGCGCGGCACGAUGCAGCACUGUUAUGUAGAACGUUGGAAUCCGCUCGGCUUUAUUUUCGCCGGCGAGCGGAUGCGUCGUCGUCGUCAUUGGCAUCGUCGUCGCAGCUCGAGACGCCUGAGUGGGAUGACGGCGGUGGCUUUUACAGCGCACCGUCCAAGGACUUGUACUUUUACAAGGCGGGAAGGUCGUUGAACGAAGGAAUCAACGACUCGUGUCCGCCGGGGUUUUCGGAGGCGUUCAAGUACAUGGGGAGAGUUUCGCGGUCCGUCAUGUCCGCUCUCGCGCGUCAUCUGAAACUUCGUUGCGAUUUCUUCUCGGGACUGCUUGACGACUGUCCGUUGCCGAUCGGCGAGGUGUCUUCGUCCGUGCUCGCCACGGCGUGCCAGCGCAGCCAACCGCCUCAGGACGGCCAAGCCAGAAUGAUACCGGACGCCACCGAAACCGAGAAGGGCCUCCUAAUGCUCGUCACGGCCGACUUUCCUGGCCUUCAGGUGUGCAAUCCCGAGGGCGUCUGGUCGCCGGCGGACCAGGGUGUGCCGCCUGGAAGCCUGCUGCUGCUGGCUGGCCGUUGCCUCCAUCGCGCCACGGGCGGGCUCUGCCCCGCCUCCACCUACCGCGUGCUGCCUCCCGCCUCGCCAGGCGGGCUCACUGCGCCGAAUAGGUGCUCGCUGUCCUUCCGGCUCAUGCCGCGGCCAGCUGCAGUGAUCGACUGCUCCUCACUCGCGCAUGCGGGCCAUGCCGUCCCCGCGUCCAUGCGGGAGACCGUGUACGCGGGAGCCUUCAUCGACGCUCUAAAUGCGUCAUCGGCUGACGUGGGGGCCGCUGAGAAAGAAUCGAGCCUGGCCGUGUCGUGCAAGCUCGAGAAAUCGUCCCUGGCUUCAAUGGUCUCGGAUCCCGUCUCGGGCUCGCUGCUGGAGGAUGCGAUGGUGGCGCAGUGCGGCCAUUCCUUUGGCGGCGCAACACUUGCACGAGUCAUGGAGUCGAUGGUCUGUCCGUACUGCAUGGCUCCUGUCGACGUCAUGGCCCUCAUACCCAACCUCGCGGUGAGGUCGGUGGCAUCGUGCUUUGGAAAGGGCCCGUCGCACCACACAGGGCUGGGCGUGAAGGCCCCCAAGAGGAAGCGCGAGAAGGAGCACCACGGGGAGGGCAAGCUGCUGCUGGAUGGCUCCACUCCUCACCCAGUCAAGCGCCGCCCCAAGCCUGACGACUCGGCGCAGCUAGGCUCUCCUGAUGCUGAAGGCGGAGGCAGACUGAGAGGAGUGCAGUUCCCAUUCUCUGUAGAUGAAAAGGUCUUGAUCAAGGGCAAUAAACGGACCCCGGAGAAGUUCUUUGGCAAAGAAGCUGUUAUCACGUCGCAGUGCUUGAACGGCUGGUAUCUCGUGCGCAUACUGGACUCGGGUGAGAGCGUCCGCCUACAGUACCGCUCGCUCCAGAAGUGUGACGGAACGGCAGUACAAGCCAAAGCCGAGCCGCACCAACGCACCGACACCGCCGAACCACAGGCGGAUGCAGGGGGGGAAGGGGUGGCAACGAGCGGAGACAAGUCCUGGUGGGUGGCGGGAGAGAGGCGCAUGAUGGGCGAGAUGUCCGCGCUCCUGCAGGCCGACGACGACUCGGACCACCCACCAUCCUUCCCUGACGACGCCCUCCUCCCACCCAACCCCUCCGGUGGCACUCCCCUGUCCCCAUCCCUGCUGGGACAAUCCCUUAUGCUCUCUCCCCCGUCCAGCCACCUUGCCCUGUUAAGUCCGAGUCCUCAAAUGGGUAGGCCGUCUGGUGGUGGUGGCGUGGAGUCAGGGGAGUACGGGUGUGAGGGGUCGGUGGGGGCGGGGCUGUCGCCGCCUCUGCAGGGGGCGUCGCUAGCUAAGGGGACGCAGGCCCUGAUUGCUGCUGCUGCUGCCGUUGAGGCUGAAUGCAGGGGAGAAGCAGGUGGUAGUGGUGCUACUGGUGCUUGUGCUACUGGUAGUGUUGGUGCUACUGGUGAUGGUGGUGGGGGUGCUCCUCAUGGUGCUAGUUAUGAUGGGAGGAUCCCUGCUGCUGCUGCUGCUGCUGCUGCUCCUGCCAGUGGAGGCUAUGGGAGUGCAGGGGGCAGCAAACAACAUGGGGGGCUCAGACUGUCCUCGGGUUCUCAGUCCAACCAGGGUUUGGGUAGGAUGGGCAGUGCGGACAGACAGAGCGGUGCAGACAGACAGGGUGGCGCAGACAGAUGCCUGUCAGACCAGCAAGGGCCGCUGCCCCUGUGGAUGUCGCCUAUCACCGCCACAACGAUUCUGCACCAAGCGAUUUCUGAUGCUGGUGGUGGCAGUGGGGAGCAGGGUGGGGGUUUGGGAGUGCUGAACGACCAGGCUGGCUAGUGUACAUCAUCUAAGCCAUGGAUGGGUUGCUGCUGUACAGGUUCCAUUCCUUACCUUGUGCUUGAUCAUUUGGUAGGUAGUCAUGAGGUGCAGUCACAAGGGCUGCUGUGUUUUUGUCAUUGGUUGGGCUGUGUCUGAGCAAAAUGCUUGUGAUUUUCGUGGGUCUAGCUGCCACAUCCCUUGUUUGUGGUAUAUAAUAAAGAUUCACCUGCAUCCGGCUGGUGGAUGUGCUUGCAGCUUGCGAGCUUUGCUCUAGUGAU